Messenger RNA from Talaromyces marneffei, 516 nucleotides. RefSeq lists its product as uncharacterized. The coding region runs from base 1 to 516 and encodes 171 amino acids. The record is from RefSeq and is a predicted model, not a curated record. The transcript is spliced from 3 exons. NCBI's taxonomy places the organism in Eukaryota, Fungi, Ascomycota, Eurotiomycetes, Eurotiales, Trichocomaceae.
AUGGCUGUUUCAUCUACUCAGGGCUAUUUCCAAGACUUGCAAGACCGGAAGCAUGGGAGUGAGGACGUUUCGCUUCUCUUUGAGACUUAUAUUGUGAAACCUCUGUCCAAGGUCAAUUCGCAGGUAUUCAUCGUAAUUGAUGGUAUUGAUGAGUGUCUGUUUAUGGGGGAAGAUUUACCUCAUUUUGAUGACAAGUCUAGUGCCAUUCUUGAGUCAUUCACCAAAUUGCAAUGCCAAUGCCUUUUGACAAGUCGACCGAUGCCGAUAUCAAACGGAAAACUCAGUCUAUGGUUGCAUCAUCGACUUACAACUGAGAAUUUGGAAGAUAUAAGGCCAAGCCUCUCGGCCCAAGAAUUCAAGGAUAUAUUAAGUGACAAUCCCAGCAAACUGAAUCAAGUUUAUACUGAACUCUUUGAUCGAAUUAACCAACUGGCACGGAAGCUAUGGUGUCUAUAUUUCAUGGAGAGGUAUAUGCGUUUCGCGAGUUUAUUCAAGUCAACUGCGGGUCGAUAUUGA